AAAGUUACAUCCAUUACUCCAUUUAUUACGAAUAAUUUCAACAGGUAUAAUAUAUACAUAAUGAUAUUGAUUCUAUUCUACGCAUCGCUGAUUGGCGGUGAUUGCACAGGUAUCUAAAAAUAGCCAUGAAUUUCACCAGGCUGCGCAAUAUACGGUCAAUGGGCUUCUUUUUUUUUUUUAAAUGUAAACACAACGUGGUUGAGACGUAUAACUCCACGUGUUUUUCGACACAUCAGAAAAGGUCGAUUCUUUGCUUCAGAAAUGCUCGAGAGACAAAAUUCUACUGAAUGCAGAAUGGUCGCAGAAGAUUACACAAGAAUGGAAACGUCUGUACGUCCGACUGUCAGCAGUUCUGGGGACAUCCUGGCUAACUUUGCGACGCCGAGUAUGACAGAGUUCACCCCAGACAAACACGUGGUAGCUGCUACCCUAGCGGCUCUAGAAGAACACGGAAGUCUAACUCCACUAAUAAAAGAUGAACUGAAGACAAAAAUACAAACACGAAGGUGCUUGGAGGGACAGGAGGAGCUUAAAAUCGAAUUCAAUAAACCUAAACCAAAAACGUUGACGGGCGAAGAGGCUAGACGAGCUUUGUCGAGACGUGAACAGAAUCGAAAAGCGGCUCAGCGGUUCCGGUCGAGACAGAAAGAGACAGCACAUCGUCUGCUAAAGAAAACUGAACGACUUGAGUCGAAAAACACCACGCUCCGUACCUGUCUAGCUGACCUGAAGAAGGAGAUGGCGGAACUGGAAGCCCUGUGGCUGAAUCACCUUCUGGUGUAUCAUAGUCAGCAGACGACAGACGGGUGAUGACGUCACGCGUGGUGUUCAUGCUGAUGUUGACACUAUUUACAACAUCAACCAGAAAAACAACAAAAAGUGAGAGAAAAAAAAUGAUCACCAAAAAGUCAUUUACAAAGCCUCAACAAAUCAUAGAUAUUGCUAUGUGCAGACUGAUGUUUAUUCAUGCGAUAUAGAUGGUUACACCUUCCACAUGAAUAUUCACAGAGCUGUGUGAAGUGAAUAGCAUAUACUAGUAGGUCGAUGAAUACGGAGGACGGACGACAGAAUAGGCAGGAUGUCGAUCUUGUGGAUUAAUCUGGGACGUGACAUCAUUCAUGGAUUAAUCACAUUUUGGUUUUGGUGUUAUAGCACAAUAUUACAUCUAUGUUAUAGCAUAAUAUUACACCUAUGAACAUGUACAUUGUAUAUUCAUGUAUACUACAUUAGUAGGUCUAUAAACAUGUGCAUUGUAUAUUCACGUAUACUACACUAAUAGAUCUAUGAAGAUGUGCAUUGCAUAUUCACGUAUACUACACUAAAAGAUCUAUGAACAUGUGCAUUGUAUAUUCACGUAUAUUACACUAAUAGAUCUAUGAAUAUGUACAUUGUAUAUUCACGUAUACUACACUAAUAGAUCUAUGAACAUGUACAUUGUAUAUUCACGUAUACUACACUAAUAGAUCUAUGAACAUGCACAUUGUGUAUUCAUAUAUACUACACUAGUAGGCCUAUGAAUAUGUGCAUUGUAUAUUCAGAGCACUGUGUACUCAAGCUCAUCAUCGUUGGUGAAUGAAACAUGUAACUAGAACAUUAACAAUUGUGGUUAUAGCUUCAGUGUUGUCACCAAUAAAA
Molecule: messenger RNA, 1635 nt
Organism: Gigantopelta aegis
Lineage: Eukaryota; Metazoa; Mollusca; Gastropoda; Neomphalida; Peltospiridae
Product: cyclic AMP-dependent transcription factor ATF-3-like
Exons: 3
Coding region: 262-810 (182 amino acids)
Biological process (GO): regulation of transcription by RNA polymerase II
Cellular component (GO): nucleus
Molecular function (GO): RNA polymerase II cis-regulatory region sequence-specific DNA binding; DNA-binding transcription factor activity, RNA polymerase II-specific
Source: RefSeq, a predicted model, not a curated record